Molecule: messenger RNA, 9402 nt
Organism: Onychostruthus taczanowskii (white-rumped snowfinch)
Lineage: Eukaryota; Metazoa; Chordata; Aves; Passeriformes; Passeridae
Gene: CMTM4
Product: CKLF like MARVEL transmembrane domain containing 4
Exons: 4
Coding region: 403-1038 (211 amino acids)
Cellular component (GO): membrane
Source: RefSeq, a predicted model, not a curated record
CGCUCGGAGCUGGGCUUCUCUGCCGGGACCGGGACCAGAACCAGAACCGGGAUCGGAUCGGUACCGGGAUCGGGACCGGCAUCUGCAUCGGGAUCAGAACCAGGACAGCGGAGCCGGGAGCGCGCCUCCGAGCGGCGGGGCGGGCUGCGGCGCUCCGGGCUGUGCGCCGCCGGCCGGGGCACGGCUCUGCACCGGGACGGCGCGGCUCCGCUCCGCGCACCCUGCGCGUCUCUCCGCACCGCAGCGCGGCCCCGCUCCGCGCGAUGCUGCCCGGGCGCUCCCCGCACCGCUGCGCCUGAGGCGGGCGCGGGGUGGUCAUGCAGUCCUCGCUGCCUUAGCUGAGCGCGGCGCUCGGCCCGGAGCCCGCGGCCAUUCCCCGGCGGCACUCGCGGCACCGGCACCAUGAGGAACGGCGAUGACCUGGAAGGCUUCGACGGCGAGGCGUCCAGCGCCUCCAUGAUCUCGGCGGCCAGCAGCCCCUACCAGCCCACCACGGAGCCCGUCAGCCAGCGCCGCGGGCUGGGCGGCCUGCGCUGCGACCUGGACUACCUGCGGGGCACCUUGGGCAGGCUGAAGCUGGCCGAGGUGCUUUUGGCGCUGACGGCGUUCAUCUGCAUAGAGACCAUCAUGGAAUGCUCCCCGUGCGAGGGCCUUUAUUUCUUUGAGUUCGUGAGCUGCAGUGCCCUGGUGGUCACCGGAGCUCUCCUGCUUUUGUUCAGUCUCAACCUUCACACAAGAAUACCCCAGAUCAACUGGAAUCUCACUGAUCUGGUCAACACUGGACUCAGCACUUUCUUCUUUUUCAUUGCCUCUGUAGUACUGGCUGCUUUAAACCAUAAAACUGGAGCAGAAAUUGCUGCUGUGGUGUUUGGUUUCGUGGCCGCGGCCGUGUACGCUGUGAACACGUUCGUGGCGGUUCAGAAGUGGCGGCUGAGCAGCAGGCAGCAGAGCAGCCGGCAGAGCAGCGACUACAUCCGCGCUCGCACCGAGUCCCGCGAGGUGGUGCACCGGCCCGAGGCCCAGCGCCUGGACGCCUGAGAGCCGCCCUCGUGGCACUGAAACGGAAACAGCGCUCGGCUCCCUCAUGGAAUAAGGGUUUUGCUUCAUUUGAGGAGGAAAAGGUGGAUCUGAGGGUGGCGAGGAUGCCCAGCCCUGCACGUGUGCAGAGAUGUGUUGAGCCAGAAGCUGCUGUCACGGAGGCAGAAAAUGGUGGUGGUUCAAAAGGAAGAUCCCCUCAAGGCCUCCACAUAGACAUGGCCAUAUAUUAUAUAGCUCACAGAAUAUAUAAUAUAUGUCUGUUCUGAAGUAUGUCAUUGCUCUGGAUUAACUGCGCAGCUGUUCCCUUCCCUCUCUGCAGACCCGCUGUUCCUCCAGCGGCCCCGGGGACAGAGCAGCCCUGCCUGGCUGGGCGAGGCAGGAGGGACACCCACGGGAGCACAUGGAGCGCCCGGACGUGCCAAGGAGCCAGGGGCACUCAGCAAUAACUCAGCCAGAGGGGCCUGUCCGUCCCAAACUGUGUCUGUCUGUCCUCCUGCCCUGAGCCUGUGCACUCAGCCUGCUGGAGCUCCGUGCCGCAGCUCUCAGGGUGCGGGAAGCGCGCGGCCGCUCGGGGCUGGCUGGGCCGGCGUGCGCCGGGAUGCGCUCGGCCCCGAGCAGCUGCUUGUCUGCUCUGCUGGUACAUGCCAGUUUUCAGUCCAAAGUGGGAAAAUAAACGUGUUUAGGAGAUGGGGUGGAGAAAAGGAGCUUAAGGGGCACAGUAGAGAAUUAAGGGGUUGUCAUCCUACAGACUUACAUUCCAGACAUGGCUUUCUUUUUCUUUUUUUUCUUUUUUUUUCCUUUUUUCUUUUUUUUUUUUUUUUUAAGUUUCAGCAUUUCUAGAAGUUUUUGCUAGAACUUGCUUUCCCUCUAAGCCCAGGGUAAGCAAGAACUAGCAAAAAUUUAUGUGCUUUUAAAGUGUUCCUAAGGUUGCACUGUUGUGAUUCAUGUAAGGUAAAUAUUUCUUUUUGAAAGGAUGGUUGUUCUAAAAUUAAACCUUAAUUGGUAGUAGAUAAACCUGAUUUUUAUUUUAACUGGGUGUUUCUGCAGAUUUAUUCCCCUUAGGAUUCUUUGAAAAAUGAAUUUAGCUAAUUGGAAAAUAAUAUGAUUGUAUUGAUUUGUUUAGAUAGUUUUACUUAGCUGAAGUUACUUUUUUAAAUUUUCCUUGUACUUCCAGUGAAUGAAUUACAUUUUCUCUACUCAGAACUCAAAUUCAGCAGUAAUUGGCUAGAUAAUGUCACAGUGUUAUUAGGAAUAUGUCUCUUGAUAUUUUCCUGUUUCUUUGGUGUUUUUAUCUCUGUGGUGCAUUAUUUGGCAUUUGUGUGCCUGUGUGAAGACAGUGUGUGUGGGAGGAGAUCUCUAGAACUGCACUCCUUUGUGGUGUGAGGAAAAUGAAAAUCCUUGCAAUUAGUGGAAGUGUUUGCCAUGUGUGCCUGAGUUAGUGUGUCCUGCUGGAGCUGCACUGCUCAGGGGGAGUGCAGCACUGGAGCCCCAAGAGCAAGGGGCAGCGUGUUGUGGGUGAGGUGUUGAACAUGAAAACCCAAGUUACACCAAACAGGAGAUCAGGAGACGUGCCCGGGCUUUUAUAGUACUGGAGGGAGCUGGGAUAGUGAAAGUGUGAACCUAAUGCUGCAAUAUUCAAACUGAGCAGCAGAGAAUUAUUUUGAUGAGUGAAAAAAGGGUGACGAAGGUGAUGCCUUUCCAUUUUCAAUGUAUUGACAUCUAUAGUGCAUUUCACCUCAGUGGCUAAGAAUGAGAUUAAAAUUCAGAGUUACUGAUGAGGUUAAGGAAAAUUUGCAUUUUCUUAGUGAUUGAUGGUCUACCAGUUCCUACAGUAACAUUUUAUUGUGCUUUAUUGGAUGUUAUGCCAAAGGGAACACCAGUUUAAAAGAAGAUUGAACCAAUUCUUGGUGCUGGGUGAGAACAGGCAUUCCACUGAGGGUUGUCUCACCUGGGUGCAUUCCCUGAGCAGUACGUGGCACUUCCAUGGCCAGUGUGGUAAGAAAUAACAAUUUAUUAUUGCCAGAACUGCUGUGACAGCCCUGCUGUUUGCCAGCACUGCCCAAGGCUGGCAGAGUUUGCAAUGUCAAUUAUUAAAAGACUUUUUAAAAGUAGCGCAAGCAUACCCAGUCAGGAAUUGUAAACUGCCAUCAGAGCAGUUUGGAUAAAUAUUGUAAAAACCCCCAAGCAAACCCAAACCAGACAAAACAAAAAAAGCCCAAAAAAACCCCAACCAUCCCACACCAAAAUCAAGCCAAACCCACCUACUGAAAUACAGAAUACAGUUCUUCAGAGGAUCCAUGCUUUUAGAGUUGCCAUCUGAAAUCAGGGAGCAGGGUGGUGUCACAAGGGGCGUUUGUCAGGAGUGUGUCCUGUCACUGCCAGGGCUGAAGGAGCAUUCCCAGAUCCUCUGCUGUGCUCCCUGAGCUCACUGUGGUCGGGGCAGAGCUCUGGGAGCUCCCGUGCCUCUCUAGGUUUGUGCAUUUGGUACCUUUCAAUCCCUGCACCUUUCCUGGCCAGAAGAAGGGCAGCUCAGGGUUUUCUGUGCAGUGAGGUCCCAGCCCUGUCGAGCUGCAGUGCCCGGAGCAGAGUGGGGCAGUCACACCUCCAGUGGGGCCCUGGGGCUGCUGCAGGAGGGGUGAGCUUCCUGCAGCUGGGAAUGCCAGGAUUCAUUACUCACACCAUGCCCUGAGCCUGGCACAGCUCUCGGGGUGGAAUCCAAAAGAAAACAGUAAUUCUAAAAACACUAAUUUAAAAAACACUAUCUGAUUCAGUUCGUGAAACAAAAGCAAAUGUAAAUGUGUAAUUUCCUUAUUUUGGGGACCAAAGAUGAUUUGAAUAUUGUAUAGUACAUAGUUUCUAAAAAAUCUUAAGCACUUAUUGCUCUGCAGAGACAUUAUUUACUAUUUGGAUUAUAUAGAAGGGAAAUAAAAUAGCUGUGAGAGACAACUACAUUUGAAAUACUAAGAUCAUUUGAUGUAUCCAUGGCUCAUUCCCCCUGAGUUAAUUUUACACAGCGUAUUGGAGAGGUAUUUUUUUAAAGACUGUUGUCUAAACUGCAGUCAGACAAAAAAACUGUUGAGGAAGAAAAGAGGGUAGACAGUUUUUUGGGUUUUUUUAAAUUGCUUAGACAGGUGACAUUAAAUUGCCUGUCUCAGCCAGUUAGUCUUGUUUGUAAUUGCUAGCACAAAGGGAUAAUUUCUUUUAGUCCUUAAGGGUGCUUUUAGCUCCAUAACUCAAACCCCACUGUAAAUAGAACUAAAUGAAAGCAAACAGCUGAGCUUGGUAGGAGCAGGAUGCUUGAAACAGUGAGGGUUUGGAUGAGUCCCCUUUGGUCCAAGAGAGCCCUCAGAGCUGGAGUCUGUGUAUUUGUGGGUGCAGAAUGCCUGAACUCUGCAGCCUGUGCACAGACAUCACAGUGUUACGCAGUAAGCUCUGCUGGAGCAGCAGCAGAGCUGGAGGAGCCUCCCUGCCUCUCCUGCUCAGUUUGUCAGCCUCAGCUGAGGUUGGAGCCACGUCCUUGAGCUGUGCAAACGGCCCCAGCAGGAGCUCCUGAAGCCACAGAGGAACUCACUCAUGUCUGAGUAAAGCCAAUUCCUUCUUCCUCCACCAUUUCCUUUUAUUUGGAAUAUUCGUGCCUCAUGGAUCAAAUGCUUUAAUAUUAAAUUCUUGCUAAGCCUUGUUUGUUGGUCUGUGCAGUGCCAGGAAAUCAGAAUGUGUCCAACAUCCCUUGAUUUCAGCUGUGGUGCUCUUCCCUUUCCUGAUGGCUUAGGAGGUUGGCUGGGUGUUCUUUCCCGUGGGACUGUGGAAAGCUGGUGCUGCUGUGAGAUUCCUGGUGGGAGCUUGGGAGGGGCAGAGAGCGAUCUCCCUGUGCCUUCUGAGACAGGCACUGCAGUCUGUGCUGCUCACUGGGUUCAGAGCACAGCAUCAGCAAAAUCUGUGCCUUGGCAGCAGCUCCUCAUCUUCAGUUAUAAGGUGUCUUUUACAUGGGAUUUCAGUAAAGGAGCAGCAGGUGCUGCUCUUUCCCUGGCUUUGUCCCCUGUUGUGACAAACACUUCCCAGUGUUUGUUCAUCGCUCUGGGCUCACGGCGCGCUCUGGCAUUGUUUCAGCUCUCUGUCUUUCAUUGCUGCUUCCAGAAAGAGGAGGGAGAGGUUCCCACUCCUCCCUGAGGAGGAAUUUGUGUUCCCUGUGUGAGUUACUGUGUCCUGGUGCUGGCUGUCCCUCCCAGCAGGCAGAGCCGUGGUUCAUGCAGAGCUGUGCACGCAGCAGAGAGGAUCUGCUGCAGGGGCACUGGGCUGUGCUGGGUGGGUUAACCACCAGCUUUUCAUGAGCUUUAAGGUCCCUACAUGAAUCUGGUCACCUCUCUGCUGUUUUGGGGGUGUGCAGGCACGGCAAAUGCUUAGCUAAUCUGUGGCUUUAUUAAUGCAAUCCUUUCUUCCUCCCUCUUCCUUAGGCCUCUUUCUGCAUCUGUUAUUUUCUUGUCUCAAGUCUCAUGUCAUGUUGUAAUAAUUUCUCCUUGUUUUCUUUCCUGGGGGGAAAAACUCACAAAAAAUCUAAAAUAAGCAAGAAUAAUGGUUUGAGGGCAUAAUUAAAAAAUGAAAACAAACUUAAUAGCAGUUCAGGUAGUGUAGGAAGUGGUAUUGUCUCUCCUAUGAUCAGCUUUGUCCAUGGAAGAGCAUGAAGAACAGAACUGCCCUGAAAGCUCUGGAGCCAAAACUCUUCAGUAGGCAUUCAGGAUAAUAAAAAGGCACAGUCUGAUAAUUGGAGAUAUGCAUUCAGGAUAAUAAAAAGGCACAGUCUGAUAACUGGAGAUAUGCAUUCAGGAUAAUAAAAAGGCACAGUCUGAUAAUUGGAGAUGUGAGAAGGACACUUGACAAUCCAGAGCUUUCAAAGUGAGAUGUGAAUAGUAAGAACCCACAGUGGCCACAGCAGUCAUGGGGAUCUCAGGGGGCUGGGAAAGGGCUGGGAUUGUCCAGGCUCAGCUCCCAGAGUCCAGAGGGGGAUCCAGGCUGGUCCCUGCUCAGUCCCACAGGGAGGAGGAAAGCCAAGGUCUGUCACUGCUGAAAAUCAGGCACUUGACUUGUGUUUGCAGCAUGAAAUAAUGGAUUGUUCGUUGUCUGGAGGGCCAGCAAAACUCGGAAUUACUGUGCAGGUACAGGUGUCCUGUGUGUGAGUUUUAAUGGCAACAAAAGCAUUUUAAAAUUAUCCUGAAAUCAGUACAAAAAUGCACAGAAUGUUUGAAAAUACUUUAUAGAAAUUAUGCCGUGUUCCUCUCUUUAUUUUGACAGAGGGAGUUGGUUAAAAUGAAUUUAUACAAAUACUCAGGAAAUCUCUGAAUGACAUUGUGUAGAGGGAUUUCCUGGUAUAUUAUUUUCCCUGUCAGCCACUUGGCCACCUUCUUAGAUCUGCUUGAGUGGUGCUGUCCAACCUGAAAGGGUUCCCUUGUUUUGGUCUUUUUUUGGUUGGGUUUUUUGUUUUUUGGGUUUUUUUUUGGUUGUAUUUUAAAAAUCUGUGUAUAAUUUAAUCAUUUGUAUACUAAAAUAAUCUUUUUUUUAAAAAUCUGCUUACACUGUGAUUUCUGGUAGCCUUUAAUUUAGAGUAUACAACACAAUAUAAUUUUCUAAUUUUCUUUCAGGAUAUGCAGCUUUCAGAAGUGUUCUUAUAUAUGCCCAGAAAUGAAAGUUGUCUAUUUAUCAUAGGAAUGUGAUUAGAUAAAGUAACCUAUCCAGAAUCCCAGUGCAGCUCUUUCAUAUGUGCUGGAUGGACUAGUUAGUGAAAUUGCCUUUUAAUCUCUAUGGGUUAAUAAAUAUAUUUUUAUGACUAGCCACAGAUAUUCCUUUUUAAAUUAUACUUGGCAAACAGAAGAUAUUUAAUUUUAUAUACAAUAUACAUAGUUACCUUGAUUGACAUAUUUAUAACAUAGAGAUUUGUGUUUACUAUGAAGGUUUUAUCUGUAUCCCGUGGACUUCAUGGGUAAAACUUUUAAAAGUCAGUUAGCAUUUAUGGAAGGAUAUGGGAACUUUCUUCAUGGCUUCACAGUGAGGACAUAGGAGCAUUUAAAAGGCAUAGCCAGAUUGUUUUACAAGUAUCUGGGGGGGGUUCUUAUUUUUUGAUUGGGGCUGGUCCCUGCAGCUAUUUUAAUAACAUCUGGAUGUGAGUAAUGGAAUGGAAUAUGAGCAUCUGCCUCUUCUGACUGUCACAGGCUAUUGUCUAGAGCACAGGAAAUUUCAGGGUAUUGUAUUGUUUUGCCUCGGACAAAUGUCUCAAUAGACCUAUUUAAUUAAAACCUUCAUGUGUCUGAAAGAAAACAUCCUCUCUUAACUAGGUUGAUUUAUCUCUUUUGGUACCCUUUUAAUCCCAAAAGUAGAGUUGUCUAAUUAUCUUUAGUGAUGUUCCAGCUAUCCUGAUGUCUGCAGGUUAAAGUGGUCCUGGCUAGCACCCUUUUAUUACAACAAUUGCUACCUUCAUUUUUCUACUGUUUCUAUUUUAAUCUUGAAUGUUUACCAGAUUCUAUUGUUGGAUCUUGUGGAGGGAGAGCGUCUUAGCACUACAGCUCAUCCAGCUUUAACUCAUAAUACAUCACAGUCCUGGAGUAAGAAAAUAUUUUGAAUUAUAUAUUGUGUCCAAUUUAUUGCAUUUUAAAAUGACUUCUGUACUUAAGACACAACAUUUAUGACAUAAUAGGACAAAUGACUUAGCUAAUCAUUGUAUCUGUCUAGACUUACUCUCUUUUGUGUUAGUGUCGUUUUGAAACUAUUUGUAUAUGUUGAAGUUUGUAAGGGUUCAGGAACCCACAAUAAAAUAGUAAAGUAUGUAUUUAUUUCUCAUUAUAAUGCUCAAAUUUGAUUUGGAAGUUGACACUUUGUAUGUCUUUUCACAGAAUUGUAAACAAAUACCGAAAAACUGCUUCACCUAGGGUGCCUUCCUUGUGUGGUACUAACACUUGUCAUUCACAGGAACAGAGAUGUAAAUUUAUGAAUCCAGUAAACACUAUUUUUGUAAUGUGAGUCACUAACGCAGCUCUGGCCUCGUUGUGCUUUGUUCCCACCAACUCCAGGUUUCUGGCUGCUGUGGUCACUGCCUUCCCUCCCUGUGUGCACUGGAUCUGACCCCUGGGGAAUCACAGGUUGUGUCUCCUUUGCUCAGCUGCCCCUCGAGCACAUUCCUGGUGCUCCAGGUUCCCUUCCUUGGGCCUUGUGGAAGGAUGCUCACUGUGGGGUGUCUGUAUCCUCAGGGCUGACCAGCUCUGCAGCCCAAUCCAAACAUUCCAGUUCUAGAUCAUAAUUUAUGAUUUCCAGCUUCUGAGGAGGGAGCAUCCAGCCUGACCAAAAGACUUUAUCUCUCUGGCUUAGAGGUGCUGUAUUGACAGGUUUGUAAUUGCAAACAGCUCAGAGGUAUUAUGGAAACACCGGGUUAGAAUUCUAUUUAGGCUGAGCAAAGGGAAUGCAAUUUUCCUUUUAUCAUGAGCACAAGUCUGCUGUGCAAUACCCUUGGUACUUUGCUUUUGGAGCCUGCAGUGUUCUGCCCUGGAGAGCCCUCGGUGCAUCUCCGUGUGGUGCGAGGGCAGCCCCCGGCUGCUGUCCUGCCCUGGGCAGUGCCCCCUCACCCGGGGGCCAGGCCAGAGCUGCCCUGAGCACCAGCUCCUGCUGCAGGACUGUGGGGUUUCGGCAGGCAGCACAUUCCCCUGGAGACAGCUCACAGCCCUGGAGGAUUUCCCGUUGUUCUGCAGAGCCCGGAGAUGCAGCGGCUGCUCCAAGGUGGAGCUCCAGGAGCGCCUCCCUGCCGUGCCCACAGCUGGAACUCACUGCUGGCAGAGCAGCAGCUGCCGGCUCUGCGUGGGAAAGGUAUCCUGGGAAUGCUUGACCAAGCUCAAAGACAAGGUACUCUACAAGAAAAUACAACCUCCUUGUGUAGCUUGUUUCUACACCAGUAACCAUCUUUCAGUUGUUGAGUUCUUUCUUUGGUGUCUGUGCUAAUAAAAAAACACAAGCUGAAGAGUUGUAAAGUCUUGCAAUACACAAAGCAGUCUUGGUUUUAAAAUCCAUGCUAUUGCAGCAUAAUUUAAACGGUGUAUUUAUCAGUUUUAAAUGUCAUUUUGCUUUUCCAGUCUUUUGUAUAUGGGCACAAUACUUUUUGUAAAUUUUUUUUAAUUUAGUUGUCUUUCUGUCUUUUCUUUCUGGUAUUGGAAGAUUGGAGCUCUCUGGGUUCUCACGGUACUCUUGUGAUCAUUCUUCAUAGUGGUAAAAGUCUGUAUUUUUGUAUGUAGGAGAAAUGGAAGUUUUCUAACACUUAUCCAAAUCAAUAUAGUACGGAAUCAUUUGUGAAGGACUUCCUGUUUAAUAAAUGGACAUAUUAAAGUACUAAAA